Molecule: messenger RNA, 1980 nt
Organism: Populus euphratica (Euphrates poplar)
Lineage: Eukaryota; Viridiplantae; Streptophyta; Magnoliopsida; Malpighiales; Salicaceae
Product: mitochondrial-processing peptidase subunit alpha-like
Exons: 13
Coding region: 121-1644 (507 amino acids)
Biological process (GO): proteolysis
Cellular component (GO): mitochondrion
Molecular function (GO): metalloendopeptidase activity; metal ion binding
Source: RefSeq, a predicted model, not a curated record
AAAAAAUGAAAAAAACACACAGAUUAUAAAUCCUCCUUCCUCCCGUACAAGAUCAACGAAACUUAAAACAAACAAAACUCCUCUAGGGUUUCACAGUAAAAAUUGUCAGGUUAUCAAACCAUGCACCGCUCUGCAAUUUCACGCCUUAGAGCUCUCAAGGGUUGUGCAGGCAAUUUGGGAACCACCCGGUAUGCUACUUCAACUGCUGUAGCUUCUAGACCAUCCUCACCAGGCUUCUUUAGCUGGCUGACUGGAGAACAGGCUAGCUCUUUUCCUCCCUUGGAAGUACCGCUUGCUGGUGUUGCCUUCCCACCUUCAUUGCCUGAUUACGUUCAACCAGGAAAGGUUGAAUCAAAAGUUCUGGAAAAUGGUUUGAUGAUAGUCUCGGAAGCAUCAUCGAAUCCUGCAGCCUCAAUAGGAUUAUAUCUUGAUUGUGGUUCUGUCUAUGAGACCCCCAUUUCAUGUGGAACCACCCAUUUGCUUGAAAGGAUGGCAUUCAAGAGUACUAGAAACAGGAGUCAUUUGCGCAUUGUCAGGGAAGUUGAGGCAAUCGGGGGUAAUGUAGCAGCUUCAGCAUCUAGAGAACAGAUGGGGUACACUUUUGAUGCUCUUAAGACAUAUGCUCCUGAGAUGAUAGAGCUGCUUAUUGAUUGUGUAAGGAAUCCUGUCUUCUUGGAUUGGGAAGUUAAUGACGAGCUGAAAAAGAUGAAAGUUGAAAUUGCAGAGCUCUCUAAAAAUCCCGAAGGCUUACUGCUGGAGGCUAUCCAUUCUGCUGGUUUUCUUGGUCCAUUGGCGAAUCCUCUUUUGGCUCCAGAAUCAUCACUAGAUAGACUGAAUGGUGACAUUUUAGAGGAAUUUGUGGCUAAGCAUUACACAGCUCCUAGGAUGGUCCUUGCUGCAUCCGGUGUUGAAUUUGAGGAGCUUAUCUCUGUUGCGGAGCCACUGCUUUCUGACCUCCCACGGACUCCACAGACUGAUGAGCCAAAAUCUUUGUAUGUUGGAGGGGAUUACCGCAAACAAGCUGCUUCACAGAUGGCACAUGUUGCUCUAGCUUUUGAAGCCAGUGGGGGAUGGCAUAAAGAGAAAGAUGCUAUAAUGCUGACUGUUCUUCAGAUGCUUCUGGGAGGAGGUGGCUCAUUCUCUGCAGGGGGCCCUGGAAAAGGGAUGCACUCACGACUUUAUCUCCGUGUCUUGAGCAAGCAUCCAGAACUCCAAUCGUUCUCUGCAUUCAACAGCAUCUUCAAUAAAACUGGAUUGUUCGGCAUCUAUGCUAGCUGUGGCCCAAACUUUGUGCAUAAAGCAGUUGAUUUAGCAGUGGCGGAACUAAUUGCUAUUGCUACACCUGGACAAGUUACCCAGGAACAGCUUAAUCGUGCUAAAGAGUCCACAAAAUCUGCAGUUCUGUUUAAUCUUGAAUCUAGGAUGAUUGUAGCCGAAGAUAUUGGGAGACAGUUUUUGACGUACGGAGAAAGGAAGCCUGUGGAACACUUUCUGAAGGUUGUGGAUGAAAUCACAUUGGAUGACAUUACUUCCAUUGGAUGCUCGCUGAUAAGGUCACCUCUAACAAUGGCAUCUUAUGGGGAUGUCCUUAACGUCCCCAGCUAUGAAAGCGUUAGCUCCAGGUUUGAACGGAGAGGAAAGUAAGAAGCUGUACUAUCGGCCAACAUCUUUGGACCAAGUGACCACGUUGGAGCCCUUCUCAUUUUGUUUCAUUUGUUGAAUAAAGGAAUAUGGUAAAGAAACUGGUCCAUAUGAAUAGGGAGAAAUACAAUCCAUGGAAAACUAUAACCAUCAGAUUUGUAAUGACCUGUUGGGAAUUUGGAUGGAUCGUGAGUGUUCAUGAUUAUUGAUCAUGUAAAGUUUUGGAUAUUAGUUUUCUUCUGUCCCCUUAAUUUUACUUCAAAUGGAAGUGAAGGAAAUUGAGCUAUGAUUUGUUAUUUACAUAUCCCAAAUAAAAACUCACGAUCUUGUCUCUGUGUU